GUCCCGGCUCCCCUCCAAUGGCCACAAAGAAGCAACCCCACCUCUCCUUUUAGUCCCCCUUCUAUUUAUUUCCCACCAACACUCCUCACACAAAGCAUAGAGAGGUAACAGAGAGAGAGAGCCUUUGAGACAAAGCCUCAACCUUUCACAACUUUGUUGGAGCUCAAAUACUUAGAUUUUAUUCUCUCUUUGUUUCCUUCAUAAAGGUGGUUGAGUUGAGAUGAGAGAGAGAGAGAGAGAGAGAGAGAGAGAGAGAAAGUUGCUUCUUUUGGCCCAAUGCUUAGACUUUUCAUUUUGAUUUUCUUUGUUUUCAUGUAGUGCUUGUAAUGACAUAUAUAUAUAUAUAUAUAGAGAGAGAGAGAGAGAGAGAGAGAGAGGGAGAGAGAGAGAGAGAGAGUCUAACUUUGUUUGUUGAGUGAAUUUAGCCUUGUUUGGGAUGGGAAAUUAUAGGUUUAAGCUCUCUGAUAUGAUACCCAAUGCUUGGUUCUACAAGCUCAGAGACAUGGGAAACAGAGGAAGCAGCAGCAGCAGAGGCAGAGGCUACCACCACCCAAAAGCAGAAGCGCCCACAACCCCACAAGCGCUCCUCCCCACAUCCCCGCCGCUCCGAAACCAAACCCUCCUCCCCAGCAGAGCCUCCUACUACCACUCCACCCUCGAAACUCAGCAGCAGCAGCAGCAGCAGCAGCAGCUCCACUCCAUACCCGCAGAAUCCCACUUCCCCGUCGACCCGCCGCGCAAAUCUGCUCGACGAGCCCGCAAAAAAGCGAUUCUUAAGCCCACCUCAAGACCCUCCCUCUCCCCUGCUUCUGCUUCUCGCAGAAGCCGCGGAGAAUUCGAGCAAGAUCCCAUCUUUGCGCUCCCACGCGAAUCCGAUAGGUACAGAGUAACCUCCUCUGCUACCGACAUCACCAUCGACGUGGAUCAAAAUGGCUCCUUUACCCAGCAACUCUCCCCCAUCCUCACCAAACCACCGCCCAAAGAAGCGCUUUCGAAGGCCACGUCCAAAGCAAAGCUUCGCAGGGCUCGAACGAGCGCGAGGAGUCCGAGGGCGGUGCGCAGCGGCUUCUCCGAGAAGCAGGGGAGGAGGAAGACGAGGGACCUGGGCUUCUCGGGGAGCUUCGCGGUGGUAAAAUCCUCGUGGGAUCCUCGCAAGGACUUCGCGGAGUCGAUGGUGGAGAUGAUCGUCGAGAAGGGGAUAAGUGCUUCUGGGGACUUGGAGGAGCUCUUGGCCUGCUACCUCGCCCUCAACUCCGAGGAGUACCAUGCUGUGAUCGUGAAGGUGUUCCAGCAAAUUUGGCUUGAUCUUAAACUCUGCACUUACUAAGCUUGGAUUCUAAAGAAGAAGAAGAAGAGUUUUGCUUUGGCGUUUCAAAUAUUGCUGAUGUGUUAGCAUUGAUGGUGUUCUCGACCCAUCAGAUCGUAACGAAGAUCAAUGCUUUGUGUACUAUGUACUCUAUGCAGACUCAAAAGUAAUCGUCGUGAAACGAUUAGAUUGUAAAGAAGAGUAAUGCUCUCUCUGUACUACUAUAGUCUACGUAGUCUUGAAGUGUCGUUGAUGUACCGUCGUGUCGUGACCUGAUUAGAUUGUGAAGAAGAAAAAAAAAUAAAAAAGCCAUCAAUGCUUUGCGUAUGCUUUCCGCAAUGUUA
Molecule: messenger RNA, 1650 nt
Organism: Ananas comosus (pineapple)
Lineage: Eukaryota; Viridiplantae; Streptophyta; Magnoliopsida; Poales; Bromeliaceae
Product: transcription repressor OFP1-like
Exons: 1
Coding region: 437-1327 (296 amino acids)
Biological process (GO): negative regulation of DNA-templated transcription
Molecular function (GO): DNA binding
Source: RefSeq, a predicted model, not a curated record